Molecule: messenger RNA, 4418 nt
Organism: Ylistrum balloti
Lineage: Eukaryota; Metazoa; Mollusca; Bivalvia; Pectinida; Pectinidae
Product: DNA excision repair protein ERCC-6-like
Exons: 22
Coding region: 1-4212 (1403 amino acids)
Molecular function (GO): ATP binding; DNA translocase activity; ATP-dependent chromatin remodeler activity
Source: RefSeq, a predicted model, not a curated record
AUGGAGACUGCUCUAAAGGAAACCUAUGACAAGUUAAAUAACAUCCAGCUUAAAGAUGAGCCUGGUUUGAAAAAUGAUCUGGCUUCUAGUGUGAAAGGAGAAACUUCAGACACAAAAGAGAAUGUAAAUCCCCGUAAAGGAAGUCAGGAUGACUUGGGACACGAUGAUCAAGUUAAGUUUAAUCGCCUGGUCACUAAGGCAUCUCAGCUGGCUGCAGAUGGUCAGGUGAGGAUGGCCCUGGAACUUAACAAGCGGGCUCUGAAGAUACACCAUAAAGACAAACUAGUUCGGCGUAUACAAAAGAUGGAGGCAUACCUUGAGGAGUAUGGUGAUGAAGAAGAGGAGGAAUCUUCAGAAGAAGAGGAUAAUGGGAUGGUCCUAGUAGGGAAUGAGUUCUACUUGUACAAAGACUUGUACAAUAAACUGUACGACCACCAGAAAGCGGGCGUACUGUGGCUGUGGUCACUAAAUAAGAAACGCAAGGGUGGUAUCCUUGGUGAUGACAUGGGCUUGGGUAAGACUAUACAGGUGAUAGCAUUCCUGUCAGGACUAUUUGAUAUGGACAAAGUCCACUCUGUUCUCAUUGUGAUGCCAGUGUCCCUAAUAAGUAACUGGGAGAAGGAAUUUAAGAAAUGGGCCCCUGGUAUAAGAGUGACACUGUUCCAUGGCAGUAGUAAACGAGAGAAGGAGCGUGCCCUGACUAAGGUUCAGCGGCGUGGAGGGGUGUGUCUCACAUCAUAUGGUCUAGUGGUCACCAGCUUUGAGCAGCUCAGUCAGAAGGAAGGUCGGGAUUUUGAAUGGGAUUAUAUGAUAUUGGAUGAAGGUCAUAAGAUCAAGAAUCCUACUAAAACCACAAAGGGAGUUCAUGCUAUUGGUGCCAAGAACCGGAUUGUACUGACAGGGACUCCUGUACAGAACAACCUGAAGGAGUUGUGGGCCCUGUUUGAUUUUGUCCACAAGGGGGCAUUGUUGGGAACAGCAAGAACCUUCAAAAUGGAGUAUGAUACUCCCAUUACAAGGGCAAGAGAGCGAGAUGCUACAGCAGGUGAAAGACAUCUAGGGAUGAUGAUGGCAGACAGCUUGAAAAAUAUAAUUGCACCAUAUUUUCUGCGACGAACGAAGGCUGAAGUGGCUAAAAAGGAACGAAACCUUGAUGAUAACACGGUCGAAGGGGAAGAAAAUGGCCAGGAACAGAAACAAAUCAAGAUGCCUACGAUGACAAGGAAGAAUGACUUCAUUGUGUGGCUGUUCCUUACCCGGACUCAGCAGCAGAUAUACCAAGACUUCCUGUCACUGGACUCUGUCAAGGAGCUGCUUAUGACGAAGAAAUCACCCCUGGUAGCACUGACUGUACUGAAAAAGAUAACUGAUCACCCUCGUCUUCUAACAAAAAGAGCAUGUGCCCAGCUUGGACUGGAUGGAGAGGAUGCGAUGGAUAACUCUCUUUUGGAGUCAGAGGAAGGAUUGAGCAGUGCUGCCACAGAGAUCCACAACAUCGAUGACAGUACACUCAUCAAUGAGUCCGGUAAACUCAUCUUUAUCAUCCAGCUGCUUACCCAGCUUAAAGCAGAGGGACACCGCACCCUUAUCUUCUCGCAGUCACGAAAGAUACUAGACAUCAUAGAAAAAGUCACCACAAACAGGGGUCAUAAGGUGAUGAGAUUAGACGGCACAGUGAUUCACAUAAGUGAGCGAGACCAGAGGAUACACAAGUUCCAGACUGAUACCAGUUACACACUUUUCUUACUUACCACACAGGUCGGUGGUGUGGGACUGACGCUAACAGCAGCAGAUCGUGUGAUCAUCUUUGAUCCAAGUUGGAAUCCGGCAACAGAUGCUCAGGCUGUAGACAGGGUAUUCCGUAUUGGUCAGGACAAAAAUGUGGUCAUCUAUCGCCUCAUUACAUGUGGUACAGUGGAGGAGAAAAUCUAUAGACGACAGGUGUUCAAAGAUUCCAUCACACGCCAGACAACAGGCAACACCAAAAACCCAUACAGAUACUUCACAAAGCAGGAGUUAAGGGAACUGUUUAUCCUGGACAAUCCUCGUCACUCUAAGACCCAGGUCCAGUUACAGGAGAUGCACCGUGGAAGUCGUAUCUCUGACACCUCUCUAGAUGCUCACAUUGCAUUCCUUCACUCUCUUGAUCUGUUUGGACUCAGUGACCAUGACCUGAUGUUUAAUAAGGAGAGUGAAUCUAUGGAUGACCAGCUGGAAGACCAGGAGGAACCAGUGUCAAAGGCUCACCUGGGAGGGAAUGACUAUAUACAGCACAGAGUUCAGAAAGCACAACAGCUGUUGCAAAUGGAGUCAGAGCUUGGAGAGGGAUCAACUCUUGAGGAACGUUUCUCAAAAUAUCCAAGACCUGCAACAAGCAGAGAACUGCCCGAGUUUAAGUUUGGACCAAGUGAAAUACCAGCCUUUCCCUUGCCAGAAGAGGAGGCACCUGAGAGAAAGUAUAAAGUGGAGCCUGAGAGUGUUGAGUUGACAACAGUUGAGUCACAUGAUCAGUCAGGUGGUAGUGGUGGUGAUAGUGAUGACCCUAUCAUCUUGGAUACUUCUGCUGAUGACCCUGAGGUCAAGGACAUUGAAGAGAAGAUAGCUGACUUAUCUAUACAGAUUACUGAGCCUCCAGAGGAGGAACAUGAAGUGGUGGAGAUUGAUUCGGAUGAUGAAGAGAAUCCAGCCAUUCAGAAUGGAAAUUAUUCAGAUAAUGAGAAAUGGUCAGGAGAUAGAAACAAGGACAGUUAUAUAGCUGUUAAGGAGGAAGUAGAUAUUAAACAGGAAGUUGACAUAUCAGACAACACCCACAUACAACAAAGCAGCAGCAUCAAUUUAAUGGAUGAUUCUGUAACACAAACACCUAGUGAAAAAUCUUUGGAUAAAAAUGGAAUGAGAGAGACAAUAACUCCCAACAAUCAUGGUAGCACAACCCCUAGUAGUUUAAAAAAGAAAACCCCUGUAACUAUGGCAAUGACAACACCCAAAGGAAAAAAUAACAAGAGAAAGAGCGUAUCACACAGUCCCUGGUUGUCACGGACACCAAAGUCAAGUAAAUAUAGUCCAGUUGUCGACGAGGAGAUAUUCAUAUCGCCAGAUGCAUCACGCCCCAUUGUUAAGGUGGAGCCAAAACCCUUGUCUUCAUUAUUUAGAAACACAUCAGAUCCAAACACCCCGAAAGUACGUAAACAAAUAUCACUAAAUACCACCAUCUUCUCGGCUUUCUCCACAGAGAGUCCUGAUGUACAGAAUAAUUCUUAUAGUUCAAGUUCAUCUGAUCAAGGAACAUCACCCAAAUUAUCAAGUCUAGAUAAGGGAGGGAAGAAUGAUCUUUACAUGACUUUUGUUGGAGAUUCUCCGGUGGAUCAGAAACCCACAAAGUCAAACUUACACACAGCAGUUGUGGUGAAUUCUAGUGAGGAUGAACAGGAGUUGUCUAUAGAUGACACACCAGAUCUAAGAAACUCUAUAGAAAAUUCCUAUCUAGGUCAGGCAGCAGUAGUGGUGGAGUCAGACAAGGAUGACUCUGAUCACAACAUUUCUACAGAAAGUCCCUUACCAACGAUGACAAGACAGAAAAAGGUGCGAAAAGCUGUGAUAGAAAGUUCUGAUGAAGAAAGGACUGAUGAGAAAUAUUCGGAAGAUUCAGGUGAUAUUGACGCUAGAGAGACUUCAAACAAACAUUCUACAAAAAAAGUGAUUGAAAGUUCAGAUGAAGAUGAAAAUGUUGAGGAUCGUGAAGAUGAUAGCUUAUCUGAAGAAAAUUAUACCUCAAGUAGAGAACCAAAGGAAAUCCAUGAUGUCUUAAGGGAUGAAAGCUCUGAUGAUGAAAAUACAGAAACACAACAUAAAAAGUCUGUUAAAUGGAAUGAAGAUGAAGAAACUGAUGAAAGUGAAGCAGAGGACUCCGACUUAAGUGGUUUUAUCAAUGAUGAAGAAGAGGAAAGUGGAGAUGAAAGUGACUACAGUGAGGAAGUUGAGACAAGUGAAGAAGAGGAGGACAGAAGUACAAAGUCUCAGAAGUCAGAGUUUGACAGACUUCCAGAAGAUAUGAAGACAAUGUAUAAAGAGCUUAUCAACUCGGGCAGAUCACUUUUGAAAUCUGGUAAAUAUGAAGAGGCUUUGGCAAAUGUACUACAAGCAAUUGAGAUCUGUCCUGAACCUUCAACACAAGCUCUCGCGCUCACCAUUCACAGGGCAAUGGAUGUGUGAAAUCUGUAUGUAAACUAGCCCUUGAGAUCUGUCCUGAACCUUCAACACAAGCUCUCGCGCUCACCAUUCACAGGGCAAUGGAUGUGUGAAAUCUGUAUGUAAACUAGCCCUUGAGAUCUGUCCUGAACCUUCAACACAAGCUCUCGCGCUCACCAUUCACAGGGAAAUGGAUGUGUGAAAUCUGUAUGUAAACUAGCCCUUGAGAU